This is a messenger RNA of Pygoscelis adeliae (Adelie penguin), 697 nucleotides long. RefSeq names its product chromosome unknown open reading frame, human C2orf88 (gene AKAP19). Gene Ontology annotation, molecular function: protein kinase A regulatory subunit binding. The transcript is spliced from 2 exons. The coding region runs from base 243 to 506 and encodes 87 amino acids. The record is from RefSeq and is a predicted model, not a curated record. NCBI's taxonomy places the organism in Eukaryota, Metazoa, Chordata, Aves, Sphenisciformes, Spheniscidae.
UGCAGAGUCCCAGUUGUGAAGCUGUCUGUGCUGUACUGGGGACAAGUGGGACUUGUUAAAAGCAGACACGUUCUUGAUUUCUUCAGAAGUAAAGAAGCAGAAAAGGAGACGUUCUGUUCUUUGAAAAUAACUGGAACCACUGGCAAGAAGCAGCAACACUGUGCAUCAAACAAGGAAAGCAUUUCCAGGUGAUCGAAACAUGCUGUUGAACUGAAUUUUGCAGCUGCAUUUUCAAAUGUACCAUGGGAUGCAUCAAAUCCAAGGAUGCCUUUCCAGGUUCAAAUGCUAUCCAGGAUGAAAGGAUCAGGGAAGGUCAUGAAGGAUGCACCGGGGAGAAAUCAUCACUGAUAGCAGUGAAGGUGGAUGAGAAAGGUCCAUCAAGCACCAUAGUGCUAGACUAUGCACACCGUCUCUCCCGUGAGAUUCUUGAUCAGGCGGUGAAACAGUGGGCAGUGACUGAAAGCAAAUAUAGCGACAUCCCUUAUAUUGAAAGUGAUGUGCCCUGACCCCCGACUAGCAAGGACUGUCUUCACAGUGAGUGUCCUGUCUGUUAAGCAGUUUGUAUUUGGUACUAGUGCAAAUAAAGUAAAAUCAGCUGUGAUUUGAGCACAAUGCCACUAUAUGAAUGAGUUUGCAAGGAGUGGCUGAAAAAACCUGCCUUUUAAUCUAUAUUGCUAAGAAACUAAUUGGAUUACAG